This is a messenger RNA of Thlaspi arvense, 4809 nucleotides long. Lineage: Eukaryota; Viridiplantae; Streptophyta; Magnoliopsida; Brassicales; Brassicaceae. The record is from the annotation of a GenBank genome assembly.
AUGCAUGGGAGGAGGGUUUGUGAGGAGAGGAAGAAAGGUCAUCGUCGGCAUAUGUUUAGAGCUCCUUCGCGUGUAAUUUCGAGCGUCGAGGCUUCUGGUUCUUCGUCUCUUUCUCUUUCUUCAUCCACUUCCUUCUCUAAGGAUGGACGCAGGAUCAAUGUUGGUGACUGUGCUCUCUUUAAACCACCUCAGGAUUGCCCGCCUUUCAUUGGUUUGAUUCGCUUGGUCAUUCCCGAAGAAGAAGGCAAGUUAAAGCUGCGUGUGAAUUGGCUGUAUCGACCCGCAGAGUUGAAACUCGGCAAAGGCAUCCUUUUGGAGGCUCAGCCGAACGAAAUCUUUUAUUCCUUUCACGAGGAUGAGAUACCGGCUGCAUCCUUACUGCAUCCGUGUAAAGUUACCUUCCUCCCAAGAGGCGUUGCGCUGCCAUCUGGAGUCUCUUCAUUCGUGUGCUGGCGAGUUUAUGAUGUUAUGAACGAGUGUAUUUGGUGGCUGACUGAUCAAGACUAUAUCGAUGAACGGCAACAAGAAGUAGAUAAGUUAUUGUGUAAGACUCGUUCCGAGAUGCAUACGACAUUACAGCAGGAUGGUCGGUCUCCUAGGUCAAUGAAUAGUCCGACAACAUCGCAAGCGAAGGCCGGAACAGACGGCUCGCAGAACAACAGCUCCUUUUCUUCCCAGGGUAAGGGAAGGAAGAGAGAGCGCGCAGAUCAGGGUUCCGAGUCUGUGAAACGGGAACGUCCAAGUCGGAUUGAUGAUAGUGGUUCUGGUUUCGUGAGAACAGAAAGCAGUUUGAAAUCUGAGGUGGCAAAAAUUACGGAAAAAGGCAAGCUAGUGGACUCUGAAGGGGUUGAGAGAUUGGUGCAGCUCAUGCUGCCUGAGAGGAACGAGAAGAAAAUAGACUUGAGUGGCCGAUCAAUUCUUGCAGGCGUUGUGGCGGCAACAGACAAGUUUGACUGCCUCAGUCGUUUCGUCCAGCUCAGGGGAUUGCCUGUUUUUGAUGAGUGGCUACAGGAAAUUCAUAAAGGGAAAAUUGGGGAUGCGAGCAGUCCCAAAGACAACGAUAGGCCAGUGGACGAUUUUCUAUUGAUCUUACUUCGUGCUCUUGACAAGCUACCUGUGAAUCUCAAUGCUCUCCAGACUUGUAACAUUGGAAAGUCUGUUAAUCAUUUACGAUCACAUAAGAACUCGGAAAUCGUGAAGAAGGCAAGGAGCUUGGUUGAUACAUGGAAGAAACGUGUUGAGGCAGAAAUGGAUGCAAAGUCUGGAUCCAAUCAGGGUGCAUCAUGGCCUGGAAGACCUCGUCAGUCUGAAGUUUCUCAUGGCGGUAGACAUUCAGGAGUAUCUACUGAUGCAGCUAAGACAUCAGUAUCACAUCUACAUCCUUCGAAGUCUGUUUCUGUCAAAAUACCGUCAGAACAGAGCAUGAAGUCUGCAACCACAUCUCCAAGUUCUACUAGGUCAGCCCCAUCACCUGGAACUGGUGUUGCUGUUGUUAGUGAUGGGCAGCAAAGAAGUACUGGUGCACUCCAUAGAGAAGUUGGGCUGAGCAGGAGCUUCCCAUCACAAAGAACUUCAACUUCUGAGAAAGUAUCUCAAUCAGCUCUUACACCUGAAAAGACUCUUGACGUACCUAUGGCUGAAGGUUGCAGUAAUAAGUUGAUCGUAAAGCUGCCAAAACGUGGUCGCAGUCCGGCACAGAGUGUCAGUGGAGGUUCCUUUGAGGACCCUGUAGCGGGUAGUAGCAGAGCUCCAUCACCAGUGCCUUCAGAGAAACAUGACCAGGUUGACCGAAAUGUGAAAGAAAUGAGUGAUACAUAUCGAGCUAAUUUUAGCCCUGAUGCUAAUACUGAGUCUUCGCAAAACAAUGACGUAAAAAAUCUAUCGACAGUUUCAGAUGAGGUAGCUGGUUCCCCUUCUGUUAAUGCUGGUGAUGAGCACGGAAAGACUGUUAAUGAUUCUAGUAAAGUAGCAGGGAUUGUCAAACCCACUUCUCCUACGUUAGGAGAUGACGUCAAAACUGGAAAAAGGCAUGGUGGUACGCACAGCUCAAUGAAUGCCUUGAUUGAAAGUUGUGUCAGGGACUCUGAGGCAAGUGCAUGUAUGGCUGGUGCGGAUGAUGUUGGAAUGAAUCUUCUAGCUACUGUAGCUGCUGAUGAAAUGUCGAAAUCCCCUGUUGCAUCACCCUCUGUAUCCCGGGUUUCAGAUUCCGUGAUGAAUGAUAAUUCCGUUUCAGAGAACCACACAAGACGAAUCACAAAUUCUUUGGGUGGUUUGCCCAGCGAGCAAGCUGAAGCUGUUCCCAGUGAGCAACAUGUCAGUAGUAGUGGUGAGCAGUUGGCGGCUUUAGAUAUUGUGAAUGAUUCCAAGCCGGGAGAUCUUGAUGAGAACUCCGACUCAGAAAUCGAAGAAUUGCAAAGGUUGGUGGAUCAGUGCCUAGAGAGCAAUGAAAAUUCAGAUGAUGUUGCUCAAACGGCACAGCCGACAUCAGGCAUUGGGGAAAACAUGUCUGAUGAUAGUGAUAGUGGGGUAGUUAGUGACUUAAAGACUGAUGUUGCAUCAGAGACAGAUCGAGUGGCAGAUGCAACGAAAAGGACAGGAAACUCUGUUUUCCGUGAAUGUAAAGCCAUAGGCAUAAGUCAAAAUGCAGAUUUUUCGGCUGCUGAACAUUCACGGUCGGACGUAGUUGGUGAUGGUAAGAAAGAAGAGAAACCAAAUGUGGUAUUGAGUUCCGAGCUUGUUAAUAAAAUGGGUGAAGUGGUAUCAGCUUUGUCAGAGUUUGCCAGGGAUAUGAGUACUGCAAAUGUUGAUAGAUCGAUGACUGAAAACAUGCCCGAUGGUAAUGAUUGUGGAAUAGUUAACGAUCGAAAGGCUGAUGUUACACCACUGGCAGAUCCGGUUCCAGAUACAGCUGAAAGGGUGGAAACCUCUGUACCAGCUGAAUGUAAAGCUAUCGACUUGUGUCCUAAAGUAGACUCUCUGGCUGUUGCCAGUUUACCCUCUGACGUCGUAGGUGAGAACAAGAAUGAGCAGAAAACCCAGAUUAUCUUGAGUUCUGAGUUAGUUAAAAAAAUGGGUGAAGAUGUACCAGUUUCUUCUGGGUUCUCCAAGGGCAUGGCUGCGUAUGUGGAUAGAUUGGUAACGGAAAAGAUCAAUGACAUGGGGAUUAAUCAUAUGAGCCAAACAGAUAAAAAGCAGAACAGGCAUGUGACAGCUCGUCUGGACUCAUCUGCAACUAACGGUGAAGUUGAGCAUGUAGAGGCGGCUCUAAAGAGCAUUGAGGUCGAUAAACGCUGCGCCACGGCGUCAGGUCCUCAAGUAGUAUCACCUGCAGAAGAUUGUAGGAGACCUAAUGGGUCUAGAGUGAGUGGUGCUGAUGGAGAUGAAGUGGAGGAAUGUACAUCUGUUGUCAGAGAUGUUCCAUUAGUUUCAGCUUCAGGAGGGCCAGAGAUUGAAGCCAGAGUGGAAUUUGACCUAAAUGAAGGUCUUAAUGGGGAUGAUACACGAAACGUGAAUUCAAAUAACUCGGGAUCUUUGUCUUUGACACCUACUCCUUUACAACACAGUCGAUUUCCUGCAUCCAUUACUGUUGCUGCUGCUGCAAAGGGUGCAUUUGUUCCACGGGAGGAUCUGUUGAGGAAUAAAGCAACUGUUGGCUGGAGAGGAUCUGCUGCCACUAGCGCCUUCCGGCCAGCUGAGCCAAGAAAGGUCCAGGAGGUGGUGCCACUAAGCGUGAAUAAUGUGUCUUCCUCUGAUGCCUCUACGACCGCUGGCAAGCAAACGAAGACGUUCUUGGACUUUGACCUAAAUGUACCCGAUGAGAGAGUUCUUGAAGAUCUGGCCUCCCAACGAUCUGCCAAUCCCACAAAUUCCUCUGGUGGCCUGGAUCUUGAUCUUAACAGACUUGGUGAUCCAACUGAUACGAAUAAUCACACAAUAAGCAGUGGUCAUCGGGUAGACUCAUCUUUUCAGCAGGCAAACUUGUCUUCUGGUGGUCGUAGAGAUUUUGAUUUAAACGAUGGGCCCGCUGUUGAUGAUGCGAAUGUUGAGUCAUCUAUUGUUUUUAGCCAACAUUCCCGAAGUGGCUUGACGUCACAGCCAAUAAUCUCUGGAAUGAGAAUGAAUGCUGAUAACACGGCGGCUGGCUUCUCAUCUUGGUUUCCUGCUGCUAACAAUUAUUCGGCAAUGAGUAUUCCUCAAGUCUUGCCCGAACGAGUCGAUCAGCCUUUUCCGGUUAUAACCAGCAAUGGACCGCAAAGAAUGGUGGGUCCAACAUCUGGAGUUUCCUCAUUUACACCUGAUAUGUACAGAGGCCCAGUUUUGCUGUCUUCUCCAGCAGUUUCAUUCCCGCCCACAGCAUUUCAGUAUCCUGGGUUUCCUUUUGGAACCAGCUUUCCUCUCUCCUCAGCAAAUUUUUCAGGUGCUUCAACACCGUACAUGGACUCUUCAUCAAGUGGCAGGCUUUGCUUCCCUCCUGUCAACUCUCAAAUAUUGGGUCAAGGAGUUGCCAUCCCGUCUAAUUAUCCGAGGCCUUACGUCGUUAACCUUCCAAAUGGUAGUAGCAAUGGUGGAGUUUUGGACAACAACAAUGCAAAAUGGUUUAGAUCCGGUCUUGACUUAAACUCCGGACCAGGAGGGCAUGAAACUGAUGGCAGAGAUGAAGCGACACUUGUACAAAGACAAUUAUCUUCCUCUGGUUCUUUGCCUUUGAAAGAUGAUCAAGCAAGAAUGUAUCAAAUGUCAGGUGGUGCUCUCAAGAGGAAGGAACCAGACGGUGGAUGGGAUGGAUAUAAGCAAUCCUCAUGGCAAUAA